Molecule: messenger RNA, 1659 nt
Organism: Adineta ricciae
Lineage: Eukaryota; Metazoa; Rotifera; Eurotatoria; Adinetida; Adinetidae
Source: the annotation of a GenBank genome assembly
AUGACUACUUCAGCUUCCCGUGGUGAAGUGAAAGAAGUGCUUGUUUAUUGGCCAAAAUCAGCAGCACAACGUGUAUCAGCUGGAAAUGUCAUUUGGUUUAUGCAACUAACGAAUUUAAUAAGUUAUGUAUACGAAAAGUGCACGAAAACGGAUACACUUGACAUUCAUUUACCCGGUGAAUAUUACGAUCGACUGGUACAAAAUGACAUAUGCCGCUUAAGUCAAGUUCGUUGCAUUCAUUUAUAUUACGAUGAUACUAGAAGUUUAACCGAUUGUCAAGUUCCUUCAAAAGCUAUACCUGGCAAAUUAAAGCUUCACCAUGAACGAGACUUGGAGAAACACUUGUCCAAUGCUCAAACAAGCUUAGCGGUUGACCCGUCACGUUCGAUUGAUCGUAGACUAAUACACGAUGUUACAGCUGCUGCUAUGGAACGAAUCGGUGCUAAGCGUCCAGAUACUCCUGAUUGUGACUUUCCAACAGCUAAACGAGUUCCUGGUGCAUCUCAACGAGAAGAUACCGCAAACGUCGAUGAAGGAUCGAUUUGUGCAUAUUGUAAGUUGAAGGUUCAGGAACUACGCCCACUUUCCUGUGGCCAUCAUUUUUGUAAAUUAUGUGUUAAUAGUCAAAGCAGAUGUUUGAAAUGUCCUACAGCGCCGACCAGACAACAAGCCCGAUCAAAUCAAACUUGCCUUAGUCAAACAGGAACAGUGUCUAAAAUCUCAGUUAUCGAUCAACCGACCGCGCCAUUGAAUCUCAGUCGAAAUCAGCUCGAUCGAAAUCGCACGAUUGCUUCUAUCUACAACAAUGGACCUAGUCAGAUGAUAAUAGAUCGCCUGUCUUCUAGCUCAAUUUUGACGUCAAGCGUUCGAUUAUUGAACACUUAUAACACUAUCAAACGCAAAUAUGAACUCAUCGAACUCCAACAAGAAAUAGCUCGCUUAGAUAACCUUAUCGAACGCAAACGCGCACAAUUAACCUACGAUGCUAUCAUAAAAAUGAUUAGUGCUCAAGAUAAGUUAGCUCAGGAUAUUUCAUUUAUCAAAAAAGCAUUAGAAAAUCGAUGCCCUAUUUCUGUUGAUGGCUCGUAUGUUUGGAAAAUUACUGGCUGGAAUGAAAAGAGUAGAAAUGCCUUGGUGAAUGGACAAGAGUCAAUCAGAUCUCCUCUAUUUUGCUCAUCUGCAGCUGGUUAUAAAAUGUGCUUAAUGUUACAUUUCAAUGCCGACAUCUCUCCACGUGGUGCAAAUAUGUCUCUAUACCUAGUCUUAAUACAAGGUGAAUAUGAUGCCAUCCUUCACUGGCCAUUUAAAUAUCGAGUUACGUUUUCGGUUUUUGAUGGAACAUCAUUUGAAAACGCAUCGUCAAAAUCAGUCUGGCCUGAUACUGCAUCAAAUGGCUCCCAACGUCCAUCAACUAGUUCGAACAUUGUCUGUGGCAUUUCAAACUUCCUGCCUCUUCGUUUACUUGAACAAGACGGCAAUCAAUACGUCCGCGACGAUACGAUGUUUAUCAAAGUUUUCGUCGAUUUUAUUACUGAACCUCCAAGUGCUAUAUCAUACAUUGCUUGUAGCACGGCCAUGCAACCGGAUGACGGGAACUGCGCCGAUAGCGAUGGUUCCAAUAUGGAUGCCUUGGCUUCUAUUAAUAGUAUUCAACCGUAG